AGAGGUCCUCGGGCGCCAUUUUUAAUACGAAAAGUUAGCCAGCUAGCAUUAGCUGUGUAUGAAGCUGAAACUUUUGAAUACCAACACCAACCCGAAUAAGGUCUUAAUCUUCUAUCAACCGAAAAUGAACGUGGUGGAUCAUGUACGGGAUAUGGCCGCGGCUGGUCUCCACUCCAAUGUACGGAUAUUGAGCAGCUUGUUGCUGACGAUGAGUAAUAACAACCCAGAGCUGUUCUCGCCAGCCCAAAAGUACCAACUUUUGGUUUACCAUGCUGAUGCCAUCUUCCACGAUAAAGAGUACCGUAAUGCUGCCUGUAAAUACAGUAUGGCACUUCAACAGAAGAAAGUGCUUAGCAAAACAUCCAAAGUUCGCACAUCUGCUGGUGGAGCUGCAGCUAACCUUCAAGCACAGAGUUUACCUUCAGAGAUCGAAGUAAAGUACAAGAUAGCUGAAUGUUAUACUAUCUUGAAACUGGACAAAGAUGCCAUUGCAGUGCUUGAUGGGAUCCCGUCCCGACAGAGGACUCCAAAGAUCAACAUGAUGUUGGCAAACCUAUACAGAAAAGCUGGCCAGGAACGCUCCGCAGUGACAAGCUACAAAGAAGUCCUCCGACAGUGCCCCCUCGCCAUGGAUGCAAUCAUUGGACUUUUGUCUCUAUCAGUCAAAGGAGCUGAAGUGGCGUCCAUGACCAUGGAUGUCAUGCAGAGUGUCCCCAACCUGGACUGGCUCUCUGUUUGGAUAAAGGCGUACGCUUUCAUACAUGCCGGUGAUAAUCAAAGGGCCAUCAACACCAUUUGUUCUCUGGAGAAGAAGUCUUUGUUGCGGGACAACGUGGACCUCCUGGUGAGUCUGGCAGAUGUCUACUUCAGGGCAGGUGACACUAAGAACGCCAUCCUGAAAUUUGAACAAGCACAGAUGCUGGACCCGUAUCUCAUUAAAGGAAUGGAUGUCUAUGGCUACCUGUUGGCCCGAGAAGGACACCUUGAAGAUGUCGAGGUGCUGGGAGGACGACUGUUCAACAUUUCGGACCAGCAUGCAGAACCUUGGGUGAUUUCAGGUUGUCACAGCUUUUACAGCAAGCGCUACUCCAGAGCGCUCUACCUUGGAGCAAAGGCUAUUCAGUUGAACAGCAACAGUGUGCAGGCCCUCCUCCUGAAGGGGGCGGCGUUGAGAAACAUGGGCCGUGUUCAGGAAGCCAUCAUCCAUUUCCGCGAGGCCAUGCGCUUGGCACCAUGCAGACUUGACUGCUAUGAAGGUCUGAUAGACUGUUACCUGGCGUCCAAUGGUGUCCGAGAGGCUAUGGGGAUGGCCAAUAACCUCUAUAAGACGUUGGGGGCCAAUGCACAGACUCUGACCAUCCUUGCCACCGUGUGCCUGGAGGACCCUGUGACCCAGGAGAAAGCUAAAACCUUACUGGACAAAGCUUUGGCUCAGAGGCCCGACUACACCAAGGCUGUGGUGAAAAAAGCCGAACUCCUCAGUCGAGAACAGAAGCACGAAGAAGGCAUCGCUCUGCUUCGGAAGGCCCUGGCCAAUCAGAGUGACUGUGUGCUGCACAGGAUGCUGGGAGACUUCCUGGUGGCCGUUAACGAUUACCAGGAGGCCAUGGAUCAGUACAGCAUUGCACUUAGUCUGGACCCCAAUGAUCAGAAGUCGCUGGAAGGCAUGCAGAAGAUGGAGAAGGAAGAGAGUCCCACGGACGCCACGGUGGAGCUGGACGGCGAUGACAUGGAGGGCAGCGGAGAAGACGGCGACCUGGAGGGCAGCGACAGCGAGGCCGCCCAGUGGGCCGACCAGGAACAGUGGUUUGGUAUGCAGUGACCCGGGUCGUCUCGGGGUGUCCCGGGUCUUCUUGGGGUGACCCGGGUCAUCUUGAGGUGACAGACUGCAAAGCUUGGUUCCUUCUUGAGUGGGUUCACCUCAGCUUAUUUCAUUUGGAAAUAGAACAUCGGUAUAAAUCUUGUUUGCCCACAAAUUAACUUUGAAGCGUUGCUGUGUGGAAGUCAAGGGAACGUUGAGCCUAUUUAUAAACAUAUUUAACACCCAUUAUACAUUCUUAAUAGUCCACAUUCUGUGUUGUCCAGCCAAUAUUCGACCGCUCUUGAUCGUGGUGUUGUCUGUAAAGCGAGUAAAUGUCACCUCGGAUUGCAUAAAUGUAAAUAUUUUUCAAAAUGUACAAUUAAAGUCAAACGUUGAUGUGUGCAAAGUCCCCACAAAGACAAGUGAAGCAUUCAUGAAACCUAAUUUUAUUUACCUGAAUCCAAAGUUCAUGUGACAAAUAGAAGCCUUCUGCUUUACAUCUGCUCCAUUUUAUGGUGCAAAAAAUGGUUUUGAAAUAGCUCAUAAAAGCAUUUCCUUAGGAAAGAUCAACUGUUGAAGCAUACCGAACACUCUAGUCGUCACAUUGUCUAUUACACAAGGCAGCAGAUUUAGCAGACAUGCACCAACACAACUACUAAGAUGUUCAGGUAAAUUGAGGCAUGGAAGCUUACUCUUGGCUCUUCAUUCAAAAAAUCAACGAGCUCGGUCUUCACUGACACGCAGACCUCGUACAGUAAGUGUGCUGGCCCAAAACAUUCAUGCACACACACAAAUCAAAGCCAACGUUUCUGCAAGAAAUUGGGAGCAGAUUUGAGCCUACAUGGUCUUUGCUGGAAAGAGAAAAAGAGAGCGGGAAUUAAACAAUUGCACUUAUCAGCUUAUCAUAACAAGUACAUUCAAAGAACUGAGACAGGAGAACAAUCGUUUCAAUUGAGUCUACCAAGAAAAACACGUCGAAAUUCUGUUCCCUCGUUUGAAAUGCAAACAAAUUGUGGUCUUGGAGAAAACACUGACCCCUAACAUUUUGGCAGAAAACUGCAAGACACCGACAGUAGAAAGGGAACUCCAUUCCCCUAACUCAAGUCAAGAAUGAGUCGCUUAUGUGAAUCAUGUAGUCUAU
Entelurus aequoreus (snake pipefish) is the source of this 2942-nucleotide messenger RNA. RefSeq names its product anaphase promoting complex subunit 7 (gene anapc7). Bases 59 to 1822 code for a protein of 587 amino acids. Gene Ontology annotation, biological process: cell division. NCBI's taxonomy places the organism in Eukaryota, Metazoa, Chordata, Actinopteri, Syngnathiformes, Syngnathidae. The record is from RefSeq and is a predicted model, not a curated record. Gene Ontology annotation, molecular function: protein binding. The transcript is spliced from 11 exons.